AUGGAGACAGAAAAGCCAUUACAAAGGAACAAUAGUCGCGUGGCAAUUGGAUGUACUGCGUGUAGAGUGCGCCAUGUACGAUGCGAUAAAGAACUUCCAUCAUGCUCAGCAUGCUUGAAGGCAGGUAUUGACUGUGAGCGCGCUCUGCAGAUUCGGUUUCGACCAGGCCUUGGCCCGUCAACUGGAUAUGCCUUCUCCUCCGAUCAAACGUGGGUUCGACCGGCAAAGUUUUUGGAAUACGUCGACGAGACGGAUCGAGUAUCACAGGACUAUGAGAGUCAGGAGCAAGAAGAUAUGUGUUUAGCUCAAGACUUGUCGAUUGAUCCUGAUCUCGCAAAACCGGGCCAACCGUCGUCUGAAGCUGCGCACGUAUCACCGCCUUCACAAAUAGUUCAUACCAUAUCGCCAAUGCCGGACAUCAGUCAUCACGACUUUGCAAACUCUCCUGCGAGUAGUCAAUUGACUCGACACCUUCGAUAUAGCUCUGAACUUGUUCGCUCCCCAGAUUCUCCAUAUUCCCGGCCACCAAUGCAGUUCACAGCACGCGAGGCCGAGCUCAUCAAGAACUUUACUGAAAACAUGGCUUUAUGGGCUGAUGCAACAGACGUGCAUCGCCACUUUGAGCUGGAAGUUCCCCGCCGGUCGUUGUACUUUCCUGUGCUGCGUUAUGCAGUUUUUUCCUUCUCUUCGCGUCACCUGAAUCGAGAUAAGGCAGAUACUUCGACUGAAGCGUUGGAAUACUAUAAUUCUUGUCUGAGUGUCUUGAUAGAAGCGGUUGACAAAGCGAGUGGACAUAUUGACGAGGAAACCCUUGCCGCCAUCGCUAUACUACGGCAGUACGAAGAGAUGGACGCGGAAGAUAUGGAAAUGCACCUGACAGGAACAUCCAGGAUCGUGAACUCGAUGUCAGAGUUUGACUUCAAUGGCGGUCUCGGUGAGGCUGCAGCAUGGCUAUGUCUACGACAAGACAUCUAUGUAUCACUAACAAGAUUGCGGCCUUUGAGAUCAAACCUUGAGAACUACCUCCAAUCUGAUAUCUUUCGACGCACUGACGACGCAGCCUACGCAAACAAGAUGGUUUACCUUCUUGCGCGAUCUCUGGGUUCCAUCUACCCAUCCGAUUCAGCUAUCUCUAAUGAGAGCUUGGUGAACAUUCGACUAGAAGUUGAUGGUUGGUUUGACUCCAAACCGGCUGCUUUCAACCCAAUCCUAGAAAGUGCCAGGAAUAAGGAUGGAGGGAAUUCAUUGCCUAUUAUUUGGGUCCUUUCACCUUUUCAUUCCGUGGGCUUGCAAUACUAUCAUAUCGCCAAGAUUGUUCUGGCCAUGUCUUUCCCUAUCGCUACAGACUCGGUCUUUGAGCAGAUCCGAGAGAGCAAGAAGGUCGAGCGAACGAUUCGAAGCCACCUUCUCCAGGUGAUAGCAUUGGCAAGCUCUCAUGCAAAAGCAGAGAAUGCUUUGUUCACAGCUCGACAUUCAUUAUCCAUUUGGGGUAGCGUCUUUACCGAUAGGAUGGACCAAGAUAUGGUCCUCGACUUCUUGCGACACAUACAACAGAAGACUGGUUGGCAAACAGAGUCAUUGAGUUCAUCAUUGCAGCAACAGUGGACGCAAGACUCGAAUGAGGACUGA
This is a messenger RNA of Fusarium fujikuroi IMI 58289, 1629 nucleotides long. RefSeq lists its product as uncharacterized. The coding region runs from base 1 to 1629 and encodes 542 amino acids. Gene Ontology annotation, cellular component: nucleus. NCBI's taxonomy places the organism in Eukaryota, Fungi, Ascomycota, Sordariomycetes, Hypocreales, Nectriaceae. Gene Ontology annotation, biological process: positive regulation of transcription by RNA polymerase II. Gene Ontology annotation, molecular function: DNA-binding transcription factor activity, RNA polymerase II-specific; transcription cis-regulatory region binding; zinc ion binding. The record is from RefSeq and is a predicted model, not a curated record. The transcript is spliced from 10 exons.